Molecule: messenger RNA, 606 nt
Organism: Pseudocercospora fijiensis CIRAD86
Lineage: Eukaryota; Fungi; Ascomycota; Dothideomycetes; Mycosphaerellales; Mycosphaerellaceae
Exons: 5
Coding region: 1-606 (201 amino acids)
Source: RefSeq, a predicted model, not a curated record
AUGCGUCAACACACAGAAUCUUCUAGACCCAUUCAUGUUGAGCAGGUCACAUGCCCGAUCGGUCGCCCAUUCACAGCUCCUUGGCCGGAAUCGAAAAUUCUUUACGUCUGGGCUAGCGCUCUACUAUCGCAGCCUGAUACUUCCAUAGUGUACAUCUACAUCAUAUCCAUGGAGGAGAUGAAGCUGCAUCUGCGCAGGAAUGAUCUCUCGAGGGUGCGAAGACAGGAGCUUCUAGGCGCCAAGGAGCCGGCAUGGAAAGGAAAAGGGCAUGUAUGGGCUCAUAAGGCUACGUAUAGCCGCACAAGCACCAUGCGCAGCUUCUCAAUAGGCAAAGGCUUUGUUUGUCCUCUGCUGAAGAACGAGGCCGAGAAGGAUGUCAUUGCCGAGGCGACCAGUGUAGCAGGCAAGCUUGACUGGCGCGACAAGAUUGACAAGAUACCAAAUGCAAAUGCCAGUGCUGCACUGCUGGCAGGAAGCUUCGAUCGCGAGUUUUUCACAUUAUCCACUACAUAUCCUGCAGCCCCCACGUUUCUCGACUUCAAUGCUAGUGGAAAGGCCACGCUCUUACUACAGAUCAAGUAUACUACUCGACUCCUCGGCACCUAA